Messenger RNA from Homo sapiens (human), 3071 nucleotides. RefSeq names its product nucleophosmin/nucleoplasmin 2 (gene NPM2). Bases 1016 to 1585 code for a protein of 189 amino acids. Gene Ontology annotation, molecular function: chromatin binding; identical protein binding; enzyme binding. Gene Ontology annotation, biological process: positive regulation of DNA metabolic process; positive regulation of DNA replication. NCBI's taxonomy places the organism in Eukaryota, Metazoa, Chordata, Mammalia, Primates, Hominidae. Gene Ontology annotation, cellular component: nucleus. The transcript has 7 exons. The record is from RefSeq and is marked validated.
AGUGUGCUCCCCGCCCCCUGCCGCGGCGCCUCGCCUCCCGGCUCACCUCCCCACCCCACCUGCCCGCUGCGGCUCUCCGCGGGAGAUCUCACCGUUCUGGAGACAGGGCUCGCUCGCUCUCACGGUAGGCUGGAAGAACGGGCUGUCUGGGCCUUAGGAAAGGCCCAUGCUGUAUAAGGCAUGGGGAAAGGAAAGGAAGAAAGGCAACGAACAAGAAGGAGGGCUUCCAACUGCAGCUUCCUGCCGGCUGCAGGCCUCCCUUCCUAAGCUGAGCUGAGGCUUCCUCUCCAUGGGCUGGGGAGGGGGCGCCAGGAGGCCUCGGCGGGUCCGCAAUUGGCCGGGACAGCUUCUCACGAAAGGUCCUGGGCCGGCAUCAUCAGCCUCACCUGGGAACUGGUUAGAACUACAAAUUCCCUCGGCCCCACCCAGACCGACGCCAAGGGCAGCUGUGGAGUGGGGCGCGGCAAUGCGCCCCUUAACAGCCCUCCAGGCUUCUUAGCCCGGGCUUGGACAGCCGCCUUCCGGCCAGAGGGGAUGAGGUUGCGCUGCGCUCCGGGAGCGCCGAUGGCGUGACUGGCCCCGCGCGGAGCAGCGACAGUAAGGCUGUGUGGGGGGAGCUGGGACCUAAGCCGCGCGCACACCCCUUUCUCUGCGUCUGGUGGAGGUGCACAGAGGCUUUUGAGUCAGGCCCAAGCGCAGCCAGGUGACCUCCCCGCGGCCUUUCAAGCCUGAGCUCGGUGGACAGCUCCCUCUCCCGUGAGUCCCGCUGUCCUGUACGCGCCCGGUCGAGCCCCGGGCUGCGCACCCCGCUAGGAGGUGGGUACUCGUCCUCCAGGAGUUGCCGGUGAGCCCUUGACCGUGGCAGGUCCCCUCCAGCCGCGAGCGACCCCUCAGUACCUGCCGAUGCCUGCUGGUCUCUGGCAUCCUCCAGUCGAGGGUCAGGGUCAGGGAGCAAGGCCUCACGCGGGCGCCCUCCUUGCAGCUGCCCGGCCAGCCCGCUUCUCUGCCCGGAGCCAUGAAUCUCAGUAGCGCCAGUAGCACGGAGGAAAAGGCAGUGACGACCGUGCUCUGGGGCUGCGAGCUCAGUCAGGAGAGGCGGACUUGGACCUUCAGACCCCAGCUGGAGGGGAAGCAGAGCUGCAGGCUGUUGCUUCAUACGAUUUGCUUGGGGGAGAAAGCCAAAGAGGAGAUGCAUCGCGUGGAGAUCCUGCCCCCAGCAAACCAGGAGGACAAGAAGAUGCAGCCGGUCACCAUUGCCUCACUCCAGGCCUCAGUCCUCCCCAUGGUCUCCAUGGUAGGAGUGCAGCUUUCUCCCCCAGUUACUUUCCAGCUCCGGGCUGGCUCAGGACCCGUGUUCCUCAGUGGCCAGGAACGUUAUGAAGCAUCAGACCUAACCUGGGAGGAGGAGGAGGAAGAAGAAGGGGAGGAGGAGGAAGAGGAAGAGGAAGAUGAUGAGGAUGAGGAUGCAGAUAUAUCUCUGGAGGAGCAAAGCCCUGUCAAACAAGUCAAAAGGCUGGUGCCCCAGAAGCAGGCGAGCGUGGCUAAGAAAAAAAAGCUGGAAAAAGAAGAAGAGGAAAUAAGGUAACUCUUUCUACCUAUUAAAUUAGCCAAAGUCUCCAGCUGAGAUAUACAGUGUUAGAAAGAAUACUGUGCUGUUGGGAUGUACGUGUACAAAUGUACACACGGUGUGUCUACCUGCACUCGCAGGCACAUGGGUAUGGAAGUGCUGAAGGGUGGCAUCACCUUUCUGGAAGAGCAUUACAACGUUCUUAUCUUGGGAUCUAAUUCCAGUGAAGGCAAUUCCUUCCACAGAAUUCCAUCCAAAUUUCAGGGGAAAUUACCUGCACUAAGAUGCUUCUCACGGCCAGGCUUGGUGGCCCACGCCUGUAAUCCCAGCACUUUGGGAGGCUAAGGCAGGCAGAUCACUUGAGGUCAGGAGCUCGAGACUAGCCUGGUCAACAUGAUGAAACCCUGUCUCUACUAAAAACACAAAAAUUAACCGAGCCUGGUGGCAUUCUUGUAAUCCCAGCUACUCAGGAGGCUGAGGCAUGAGAAUUGCUUGAGCCCGGGGAAAAGUUGCAGUGAGCCGAGAUCGUGCCACUGCGCUCCAGCCUGGAUGACAGAGCGAGACUCAGUCUGAAAAAACAAAAUUUUAAAAAGACGCUUAUGGCAUUAUUUGAAUAGUGAAAAAAUGGAAGCAUUCUAAAUGUCUACCAAUAUAACAAUUCACUAAGCUACAUCCCUCUUCUCAAUGGAAUAUUACAUAAUGCUUAUGAAGAAUAUAGCAACCUGGAAAGUAUGUGUAUAGUUUUGGUUUGUUUGUUUAAUGAGACAGGGUUUUGCUCUGCCACCCAGGCUGGAGUGUGAUGGCACAAUCAUGGCUCACUGCAGCCUUAGCUUCCUGGGCUCAAGCAAUCCUCCCACCUCAGCUUUCCAAGUAGCUAGGACUAUAGGCACGUGCCACUAUGCAUGGCUAACUUUUAAGUUUUGUGUAGAGACAGGGUCUUUCUAUGUUGCCCAGGCUGAUCUCAAACUCCUGACCUCAAGCAAUCCUCCUGCCUCAGCCUCCCAAAGCACUGGAAUUACAAGUGUGAGCCUCUGCACCUGAUAAGAAUAUUGAUAGUUCAUACAGCAGGACAUAAAGUCAUUUUUAUUUUAUUUCACAUAUUUUUAAAAAGAGUUUGACCAGGCCGGGUACGGUGGCUCACGCCUGUAAUCCCAGCACUUUGGGAAGCCAAGGUGGGAGGAUCACUUGAGGUCAGGAGUUCAAGACCAGCCUUGCCAACAUAGCAAAACCCUGUCUCUACUAAAAUACAAAAUUCAGCUGGGCGUGGUGGCAUGUGCCUGUAAUCCCAGCUACUCGGGAGGCUGAGGCAGGAGAAUCACUUAGACCCGGAAUGCGAAGGAUGCAGUGAACCAAGAUCACACCACUGCACACCAGCCUGGGCAACAGAGCAAGACUCCAUCUCAAAAAAAAAAAAAAAAGUUUGACCAAGAAAAAAAUAAUAACCCUGAAAGAAAAUACACCAAAAUGUUUAGUGUGGGCAGUAAAGAAAACUAUAAGUAAUGUA